AAUAUAUGGCAUUAUUUGUUCUAGAACAAGAUCAAUUCGGUGGUGGACAAUUAGAAAUUAUUCAAUUAUCCGAUAUUUUACAAUCUUUAUCAAUACAAACAAGAGAAAAAUUAUCAAAUGAAAAGUUUCGAAUAAAUAUUCCAUUAGAAUUUCGGAAAUCGAAUGAGCUUGAUCAUAUCAAUGCACCAAUAUUAUUAGAUCAUGAUAAAAUUCGUUAUCGAUCAGAUAUCUUAUCUGAACAAAAUCAUGAAGAAUUAAAUGAACUCAACUUAACUAUUCAACAAGUCAAAAAAUAUCAACCAGAACUAAAUAAAUAUACAAUGAUUAUUUUAAAUAAUCAAAAAUAUCUUCAUGGUAGAACAAAAAUUCUUGAUCAUCGCCGACAUUUACUUCGAGUCAGAUUUAAUCGAACUUGUCCUUAUGAUGUUCAUUCGAUUUAUGAAAAAGAGAAACUAUUUCCAGAAUAUUUAACUUUUUCAAAUGAUUUUUAUGAUUAUCUACAAAAUCAACAUGAAAGUUUACAAGAGAUUUUAUCUUUAAUUGUUCAACAAUAUGAUCAACCGACAAGUUUAGGUGAAGAGAUUCGACAAACGUUUCGAUUUAAUUCAAAAAUUGAUCAGAUCAUCAAACAACUGAAUGUUUAUCGACCAAACUAUCAAAUGAACUCAUAUCGACCUGAUCUUAUGUUUAGUCAAGGAAAUUUGUUUAAGAUCAAUGGAAAAUAUUCAUUUCAGCCAAAAAUCUGUGAAAUCAAUGCAAGAUUUCCAUUUAAUGGAUAUUUUUUAUCUGCUGCUUUAUGUUCAACUGAUUGUCACAAUCGAUAUUCACGAAAAUCUUCGCGAAUAAUUGAAACAAUGAUACAAGCAUCAAAAUUUGAUUUGACGAAGCGUAUGUUUAUUGUUAAAUCAAAAGAACAUGGUUAUGAUAUUCAUUUAUUUCAACAAUAUUGGACAAAAAAAUCUUCUGAACAAUGUCUAAUAAUUCAUCCAAAUGAUUUAAAGAUUGAAAAUAAUCAAUUAAUCAAUCAACAAACUAAUUUUAUUAUUGAACAAUUUAUUCUCGAACUACAUCAAGAUGAAAUUUUAAAUUUAUCUAAUGAAGUUCUUGAAUAUUUUAUUCGAAAUAAUGAAAUUAAUUAUAUAAAUGAUUUGCGAACAAUAUUUAUUUUACAUGAUAAACGUUUAUUUUCACUUUUAUCAAAUCAACCAUUUCUCUAUUCUUUAUUAAACAAUAAUCAACAAGAAACAAUUUCACAAAUAAUACCAAAAACGUUUGUUAUUAACAAAUUAUCAAAUUAUCUUAAAGAUUCAAUUGUUCAUAAUAAACAAGAUUGGUGUAUUAAGCCAAAUUCUGGUGGAAAAGGUGAAAAUAUAACUAUAGGUGUUGAUGUAACAUCAGAUGAAUGGUCAAAACAAUUAUUAGAUUCAACUCAUGAACAAUGGAUAGUUCAAGAAUACUUCGGAUAUGUGCAAUAUAAGUCAAUGAAUUUAUGUGGAAUGUUAUUAUGUUUUAAUAAACAUUGUUUCAAUAUGGGAGCAAUUCGAAUGGCUCCAAAUAAAAUUGUGAAUAUAUCUCGUGGAGGUCAUUAUAUUCUUCCUUUUGUACAUCAACAAUAUAUUCAUUGUAUGAACGAUAAAAGUAUUUUAACAAAAGAAAAAUUGCAUGAACAAUUGCUUGAAUUAAAAACAACUGAUAAGUAUUGGAAUCAAUCUGUUUAUCUCUCAUCAUCAGGUGGUAGUGGGGGAAAACGUUUAUUUUUUGCAACAGAUAUUCAAGAAAAUCUUCGUCAAAGACAAAUUCUUGUUAAUAUGAUGUUAGAUAAAGAUAUUAUUUCUGAUCGUGAUAUUUGUUUAAAUUUAUUUCAAUAUGGAAAUAUUUAUCGUUCAUUUGAAAUCUUUAAUGACUUUUGCUCGAUGGCAAAUUGUACAACAUUACCAAUGGGUGCAGAUGCAAGUAAUGAAGAUAUUUUAGAAAUGGUUGAAUAUUUUAAGCCAAAUGUUCUUAUGGGUUCACCAUAUCGUUUAAUGCAAUUAGCACUUUAUUUAGAAAAACAAGAAAAAAACGAUAUUAAAUUUGAAAAAAUUUAUUUUGCUUGUGAAUCACUUGAUAAAAUAAAACAAGAUUAUUUUAAACGUAUAUUUCAUUGUUCAAUCUAUAUUGGAUUUUAUGGCUCAGCUGAAACUGGUGUUUAUGCAUGUCAAUCAUCAAAAUAUUCUUCAACAAAAAUUUAUCUUUAUCCAAAAGAAUUAGUUCAAAUAGAAAUAGUCAAUUCAAAAAUCAUUGUUACAAAUCUUAUUCGAAAACGAAAUCAAUUAGUUCGUUUUGAUUCUGGUGAUCUUGGACGAAUUGUUUCAACAAAUGAAAAUAGUAAAUAUGGUUUGAUUGAAGUAUUUUGUAGUGAACGAUUAAUUUUGAUUGGUGAUGAUGAUCUUUCAAAGUCACAUAUUGAAGAAACAAUGAAACAAACUGAUGUAACUGAAUGGCAAUUAAUUAUUGAUUACGUUUCAUCAAGAAAAACAAAUCAAAUUCUUCUUUUAUUUCGAUAUGUUAAAUCUGAUACAAAUAUGUCGAAUGAAACUCUAGAGAAUAUUCUAAAAAGUUAUUUACAAAAAUUUUUCGCUAAUCAAUUAACAAAUCUUUCCGAAGAAUUAACUCUUCAAUUUGAACCAAUUGAAUUUGAUCAACUGGUUCGAAAUAAAACAUCAAAUAAACUCCUUAAAAUUAUUGAUAGACGUUUUUAG
Molecule: messenger RNA, 2741 nt
Organism: Adineta steineri
Lineage: Eukaryota; Metazoa; Rotifera; Eurotatoria; Adinetida; Adinetidae
Source: the annotation of a GenBank genome assembly